UCUACAAGAGCCAUCGCGUCCGAUCGAAGGUAGAGUAAGGCAAGAGGUAUUCACGGCCAAGUCCGUUACCUAUCUUCUUAUUGCUUCCUCUUCUUACGCUCCAGCGCCCACUCCGUCAACAUGCGGACCGCCCCCUCCCUCGCGGCGCUCGCCUUCGCGCUGCUGCAAGGCGCAGAUGCCUUCAACGCCGCCAAAUCCCGCGACUUUAAUCUGCUCGCGGAUAUGGGUCUCAACGCCGACGGCUCGGCAAUCGAGACAGCAACUGCGGAUAACAUCGCGAGGAGCCUUCGCAUUGGCACCACUGUGAAGGACUCCGUCGACAUCGAGUCCAGACAGGCCGCAGAGACCAUCACCGCGGAGUACGUGACUUUGAAGCUGGACCACUUUGGUAAGAGCAAGGAUACAUUCAACAAUAGGUUCUGGGUUGCAGAGUCUGGGUAUAAGGCCGGUGGUCCGGUUUUCAUCUACGAUGUUGGUGAGACGGAUGCUUCGGGGAGCUGGCAAUUUAGGCUGCAGAACGAGACGAGUUUCUUCAAGCAGAUUGUGGACCAGUUUGGUGGUGUGGGAAUUGCUUGGGAGCACCGAUUUUACGGCAACUCAACACCCGCACCUAUCAACCUCGACACUCCGGCUGAGACCUUCAAGUACCUCACCACUGAGCAGUCGCUUGCCGAUGUGGACCAGUUCGCCAAGCAGUUUAAAAGGAAGAACAUUAAUGCCACUCUAACCCCCGAUAAGACACCCUGGAUCUUUAUUGGUGGCUCAUAUCCGGCUAUGCGCGCCGCUUUUAUCCGGGACAAGUACCCCGAUACUAUCUACGCCGGCUACGCGUCGUCUGCCCCAGUCCAAGCCAGUGUUGACCAGUCGUUCUACUUCGAGCCCAUCUACCGCGGUAUGAACAAGUAUGGCUUCGGGAACUGCACUCAAGAUAUCAAGGCCGCAGUCAAGUACAUCGACAACAUUCUCGACACCGACCGUUCUGCAGCUGCCAAGCUCAAAGAGCAGUUCCUCGGGAAAGGCGCGGCCUCAAACUCCCACGCUACCUUUGCUGAUGCUCUCACCACUAUCCAUUACCUCUGGCAAUCAUACGGCGUGGAUGGUGGCUCUGGCGGUCUUCGCGCAUUCUGCGACUACAUCGAGACCGACCCCAAGACUAACACAACUGCUCCCGCCGAGGGAUGGGCCAAGUCCAAGGGCGCCAAAUCUGUGGUCGACCGCUGGGCUUCCUGGAAGACCUUCGCGCCCCUCGUCAACAGCUAUAUGGAGACCGAAUGUUCCGGCAAGCAGAACGUGACCGGCACCUGUGACCUUAACAAGCGCUUCAGCGGGCCCUCCUCCAUCAGCUGGACCUGGCAAUACUGCACGCAAUGGGGCUACUUCCAGUCCGCAAACCUCGGCCCCAACCAGAUCGUCUCCAAGUACAACUCUCUCCAGCACCAGCACGACAUCUGCCACCGUCAAUUUCCCGACGCACCGCGCAGCUUGCUGCCCGAAUGGCCCAACACCGAUCGCACCAACAAGGUCUUUGGCGGCUGGGACAUUCGUCCCAGUAACGUGUACUGGUCUGGUGGUGAGUUCGAUCCCUGGCGCACACUGAGCCCGCUCAGCACUGAGCCGUUCGCGCCCAAGGUUAAUGCAUUUACUGAGGCGCCAAAAUGUGGGGUUGAGACGAGCAAGAGGGAGCUAUUUGGUUACACCUUGCCCGAUGCACAGCACUGCUACGACUUCAGGACGUACUUUGCAGGCGGAGCCAUCAGCCGGAAGUACUUCAUUGAUGCGCUGGGGCAGUGGUUGAAGUGCUACAAGCCGAAGGGCGGGUAUGGUGGAGGCUACGGGGGUGGUUACAGUAAGAGGUGGACUGCGUAGGAUGCGGAUGCCAUUGCUAGGAUGAGGAGAGAUGGGGAGAUUGAAAAUUUUUAUGACUUCGACCUCUAGGUAUUGCUAGCGUUAUUCUUUGCACAUUUUUUUGGAGCGUUCCUGCUGGUUUGCGGGCCUUCUGACAUCAAGUGCGUGCUUGGUUUCACUUCGACUUGGCGUGCCCUGUUUGGUUUUAUCCUUUCUCGCACAUCUCUCCACCUCACCCCUCUUCCUCGUUUUCGCGCAGCCAGGGAGCUAACGCGGAACCGAUGUCAGACGCACACUCA
Molecule: messenger RNA, 2144 nt
Organism: Macroventuria anomochaeta
Lineage: Eukaryota; Fungi; Ascomycota; Dothideomycetes; Pleosporales; Didymellaceae
Product: peptidase S28
Exons: 2
Coding region: 121-1866 (581 amino acids)
Biological process (GO): proteolysis
Molecular function (GO): dipeptidyl-peptidase activity; serine-type exopeptidase activity
Source: RefSeq, a predicted model, not a curated record